UGCAAGCUCUUUUUUCUUACUUUUGCAUGCAUUGUCGUUUCGGGCAGAACAUGAAGGUGCGAGUACUGCUAUACGAACAGACCACCCGAAACUUGUAAAAGACCCCGACAACAAGGGGGCUUAUGACUUACAUCACAUACUGCCUUGUGCCUUUGCGAUCCUUAUGAGUCCCGUUAAAAGGAGAGUAUUUACAAACACAGUCCUCUGCAGCCAAGCCUCUGGAUCUGCCAGCGAGCCAUGACUCUGAGCUCUGAAAUGUCCGAUGCUUCUGUCCUUUCGGAAGAAACAGAUAUCGAUGUGGUCGGAGAAGGAGAGGACGGCGAUCCUCAGGGACGGUCAUUUGCGGACGAGGUGACCCAGAUGCAUGGUAAUAUCCUUUUGGGCGAAUCCACGCAGUGCGUGCUUGAUGGCUCUUCAUCCAGGGACUCUUACAGACCAGCUAGCAAAAACACCUUGGUAAAACCCCCUUAUUCGUACAUUGCCUUAAUUACAAUGGCCAUCCUGCAAAGUCCCAAAAAGAGACUCACGCUAAGUGAAAUUUGUGAUUUUAUCAGUAACCGCUUCCCUUACUACAGAGAGAAGUUCCCUGCUUGGCAGAACUCCAUCAGGCACAACCUAUCCUUAAACGACUGCUUCGUCAAAAUACCCAGGGAACCGGGCAAUCCGGGAAAGGGGAAUUACUGGACCUUGGACCCCGAGUCUGCGGACAUGUUUGACAACGGCAGCUUUUUACGCAGGAGAAAGCGCUUUAAAAGACAGCAAGCUCCCGACCUUCUGAGGGAUCACACUAAUUUUAUUCCAGCUGCGGCGUACGGUUAUGGCCCCUACGCCUGCGGAUACGGCAUUCAGCUUCAGCCUUACCAUCCACACUCGGCUCUUCUGGCGUUUCAGCAACAGCAGCACCACCACCAGUCGAGACUGUCACACGCUGCAAGGAUGAUCUCUUCGCCUUCUUUAUUGCCUACUACCACGGAAGUGACAAGGACCCGCUUCUACCCGCAACUCAGCUCCAACUUGCCUUCCUCCAUACAGACUGCUACGAAACCCCGACCGUCUGUGCAGAGAUCCCCGUUUUCAAUCGAGAGCAUCAUAGGCUGUAGCCUCAGUCCGAUCACGCCGAGAUCGUCUCCGUCGACUCUGUCCCCUCCGGUAGUGCCAUCGGCACAUACUGGUGCUGCUCUGCACGCUGUUCCGGACUUUACAAAUAGGAUUUCCAGCGGUAAUGGUUGUUAAUCGUAAAAAAAACAAGUAAGCAAAAGAAAAGAAUAAGAAGUAAAAAAAAA
This is a messenger RNA of Polypterus senegalus (gray bichir), 1283 nucleotides long. It is a transcript of the gene foxd1, whose product is annotated as forkhead box D1. Lineage: Eukaryota; Metazoa; Chordata; Cladistia; Polypteriformes; Polypteridae. Gene Ontology annotation, molecular function: DNA-binding transcription factor activity, RNA polymerase II-specific; RNA polymerase II cis-regulatory region sequence-specific DNA binding. The transcript has a single exon. Bases 238 to 1233 code for a protein of 331 amino acids. Gene Ontology annotation, biological process: anatomical structure morphogenesis; regulation of transcription by RNA polymerase II; cell differentiation. The record is from RefSeq and is a predicted model, not a curated record.